This is a messenger RNA of Prosopis cineraria, 1134 nucleotides long. RefSeq lists its product as uncharacterized. Lineage: Eukaryota; Viridiplantae; Streptophyta; Magnoliopsida; Fabales; Fabaceae. The coding region runs from base 131 to 907 and encodes 258 amino acids. The record is from RefSeq and is a predicted model, not a curated record. The transcript has a single exon.
ACCCUUGUCUGCUUCUCGAUUUUUGAAGUGUAAAUCUCUGCUUCUCCAAGUUUCUUACAUAUCUAAUCCAUCUAUCUCUUCCCAAAUCCUCUCGACAAGGUCACGAGAACGAAGCAUUCCGAUACCAAAAAUGAAGAUUAAGAACAAAGGUAAAGUUCACCCUUCUCCGUCGUCUUCUUCUUCCUCCGAUCACGCCGAUGUUCUCCGGCUUCUUCCCGCCGCUAUUCUCGCUCUCGCUUCCGUCCUCUCCGUCGAAGACCGUGAGGUCCUCGCUUACCUUAUUACCAGGUCCAUGGACGCUUCCAUUUUUCUGGAAUCUUCCAAGAAGAGGCCGUCGUCGUCGUCCUCCUCCUCCUCCAAGAAGAAACCCUUCCCUCACAGUCCUCCUCUCUUCCACUGUGGCUGCUUCGACUGCUACACCAGCUACUGGUUCCGCUGGGACUCUUCUCCCAACCGUGAGCUCAUCCACCAGGUCAUAGACGCCUUCGAGGGCCACCUGACCAACGGGGAAAAUGCCAAGAGAAAUGGCCAUAGAGGCCGGAAGAAAGAGAGAACGAGUCAUCCUCUCGCCAAUGUUCUUCCUCAGAACACAAUCUCCUUGCACGAGGGUCCCCCGGACGUCGCUGACAGCUCCGGAGUCGCUGAGUCUCAAGAUAGCGAAGCACCUUCGUCGAUUUCGCCCGGAGGAAUGGAUAAUGCUGAAAUGAGUGAGCGGCAGGAGACGGAGAAAGAGGCAGAUAAAGAAGCAUCGGCGGUUGAGGCGACGGAGACGGAAGAAGAAGAGGCGAGUCUGGCCUCUCCUCCGAUGCCGGCGAGUAACCACAGAGGUUUGGCGAGGAUGGUGUUGCCGGAUGUGAUGGGAAUAUUGAAUUCCCGUUUAUGGAACCUUUGGGGUCCGAAUGUUUAAUGCAAUUAUUUUAUUUUAUUUUUCUCGAGCCCAAAAAAGAAAUGAGAGAAAGAAAAUGGGGGGAAAAUAUUUUUAUGAUAUCAAUGGUAGGUUUGGUCUCUGUCACCCUGAAAUGCGAAGCCCUUAUUUCAAUAAAGGAGGAGGGUUUAGCUAAGCUGCGUGCUGUCUCACUGUUGAGUUGGUGGGCUUUUUAUUUUUAAUUAUUAUUAUUAUUAUUAUUAUUAUUA